AUGUAUAGGAGGCACUGCACGAGAGCUGCAACGUGCGUUGCAUCCAAGAAAGCUGAUUUUGCUGUAGAUGCGCCAAAUUUAUCAUUGACUUGUCAAAUUCCAGUGCCGAAAACUAAAGAACAAGAAAUUGCUAAAAUUUAUCAAGAAUAUAAUAGAAGUACACCAUGGCUUGAUAUGUUUAAUGAUGCUAGUAAAAAAGCAUUGUAUUAUAAAACACAAAAAAAGUUGAAACAAGUUUUAUUAGAGGAACUAAAAGUCAAUGCUACGGCCUAUGGAAAAUUAUAUGAUCAAGGUCAGAAAUAUAAAUAUUCAAAAAAGAAAAAAGAAAUAAAACUUUGGGAAAAUUUUCGAGAUAAUAAUGAAGAACAAUUAGUAAAAGAAUGGAAUAAAACAGUUGACGAAGCACGAUAUUUACAGAAAAAGGAAAUAUUUAUAUUAUUGGAUCUUGAAUUACACUGGGUUGAUAUUCGAAUGAAACUAAAUCAAUAUAAAGGCGAAAUUGAACGACAACUACAAGACACAGAAAGAGGCACAGAAAAGAAAUCGAAAACAAAUAUACUUCCUUCUAGACCAAGAAUAAAACGAAAAUUAUGGAAAUCCGAAAAAUGGGUGUAUGUUGCUAGUGCAUUUAUUUUGACGUUGGCAACGAUUAUUGCCAUCAUCGUUGUAAAAAGAAAACGGGAAACUCAAGAGACACAGCAAAAUCUUUUAUCAUCGACGAUACAAGACAAAAAGUCAAUAUCUUCAACAAAUGAAGGGAUUACUCCUAGAAGUAAUACUGUUACCAUUUUAGCUGAAACUACAACUAGAAUUUUGACAGUUACAUUUUCUAAUACGGUUAUAAUGAUUGAGAGUGACAACAAUGAACAGAUGAGUUCAGAAAUUACCAUAGCUAUUAUUGCUGGUAGUGUGUUAUUUGCUGUACUGUUAAUUGGUAUCGCGUUAUUCAUUAUUAUGAUUGUGAUUAGUAAACAAAAGAGUCAUAGUCCCGAUGUCAUGGUCAAACAACGUUUAAGUGAUAACUACGAAAUAUCUCCACCUGAUUAUUAUCAACCAUUACAAAUGUCUUUAUUUGAAUGGCAAUCAAAUUCAAGAGAUUCACGAACAACGUUUUAG
Molecule: messenger RNA, 1116 nt
Organism: Didymodactylos carnosus
Lineage: Eukaryota; Metazoa; Rotifera; Eurotatoria; Philodinida; Philodinidae
Source: the annotation of a GenBank genome assembly